UUAUAUUUUGAUAUUUUUUUAAGUAAAUGACUUGAUUUUUCACAGAAAGCUGAACGUUAAAUUCCAAAUUGCUUAUUAAUUAAGUUUUUAAUUGCUUUAUACAAUUUCAAAUUUUUACGAGCACGACACGACCAUUAAAUAAUGUUGGGCCUGAAACUUUUACGUCAAACCAAUAAAAUAUGUGUGGGGUUGGCUGCUCAAAAGCAAAUAUCAUUUUGCAUUAUGCCGAGUUGUGUCAAAAAUUUCACUGCCAUAAGUCAAUCGAGCAAUAAAACAGUAACUAAUUCUUUGGCAAUCGCUCCAAUGUUUUCUCGUUGUGCUGGUACUGCUGUAGCGGCUAAAUCUGAAAAAAAUUAUGCAAAUAUGUGGAAAGCCGAGCGUAUUGUGUCUAUCGCCUUGUUACCGUUAUUUCCAGCAGCUAUAAUGUAUUCGUCUCCCGUUAUAGAUACAUUAUUAGCCUUGAGUAUCACUUUUCAUUCAUACUGGGGAUUGGAGGCUUUAGUAGUGGACUAUCUACGUGUGCCAGUUGUUGGUCAAGUAGCUAACAAAGCGGGUAAAUUAACAGUUACAUUUUUGUCUAUUAUCAUGCUUGCUGGAUUUUUGCAGUUAAUUUUUAAUGGCGACGGUCUCGGAAACGCUAUUGUUCAGCUAUGGAAAGUAUAAUUCUUUAUGAUUACUUAAAAUUAUCAUUAUUACAAUAAAUUGUUGUAAUAAUAUUUUGCUUAUUGUAGUAAUUUUAUGUAAAUAUAUGUAUUUUAAAUAAAAAUAUGUUAAUUUCUAAA
Messenger RNA from Adelges cooleyi (spruce gall adelgid), 782 nucleotides. RefSeq names its product succinate dehydrogenase [ubiquinone] cytochrome b small subunit, mitochondrial (gene SdhD). Gene Ontology annotation, molecular function: heme binding; ubiquinone binding. Lineage: Eukaryota; Metazoa; Arthropoda; Insecta; Hemiptera; Adelgidae. The transcript is spliced from 4 exons. Gene Ontology annotation, cellular component: membrane; mitochondrial envelope. Gene Ontology annotation, biological process: mitochondrial electron transport, succinate to ubiquinone; tricarboxylic acid cycle. Bases 142 to 663 code for a protein of 173 amino acids. The record is from RefSeq and is a predicted model, not a curated record.